AUGAAAAUUAAAGCCCUUUCGCGCUCCGCUGCCUCGCAGCAAGCGCCAGGUUCGAGCGUUGCAAGAUUGCAAAGGAACCUCGACCCAGCACAGCAUCCAUUUGAGCGAGCACGAGAAUAUACCAGAGCAUUGACUGCCACCAAGAUGGACCGCAUGUUUGCUGCGCCUUUUAUCGGCCAGCUCGGCAGGGGACAUGUCGAUGGCGUGUAUACCAUGGCCAAAGACCCAGGUUCUUUGGAGCGUUUCGCAAGUGGUUCGGGCGAUGGCGUUGUCAAAGUUUGGGACAUGGAGACAAAAGAUGAAGUAUGGAACACACAGGCGCAUGAAAAUAUCGUCAAAGGUCUUUGCUGGACUCCGGGCCGCAAACUUCUGUCUUGCGCUAGCGAUAAAACCGUCAAGCUUUUCGAUCCUUAUAACUCCCCGCCGGAGGCACCACCACUAGCGACUUUCCUUGGCCAAACGCCAUUCACCAGUGUUUCACAUCAUCGUGAUGAAAAUGCAUUUGCUGCGGCGUCGUCUGUCAUCUCCAUAUACGACCUGUCUCGCCCUUCUGCAAAUGCGUCUCAAACCUUGCAUUGGCCAACAAGUACUGACACCAUCACAUCCGUCGCUUUCAACCAAACUGAAACUUCCAUUCUUGGAUCGACAGCAAACGAUCGCUCUGUCGUUGUUUAUGAUCUACGGACUUCAACGCCUGUAGCCAAGGUCAUCCUUACCCUCGCAUCCAACGCCAUCUCUUGGAACCCUAUGGAAGCAUUCAACUUCGCCGUUGCUAACGAAGAUCACAACGCGUACAUGUUUGACAUGCGAAAGAUGGAUCGUGCAUUGAACAUUUACAAGGAUCACGUUGCCGCCGUUAUGGAUGUCGAGUUCAGUCCAACUGGAGAGGAAUUGGUUACAGCGUCCUACGACCGCACAAUACGACUGUUCAACAGAAACCAGGGUCGCUCCAGAGACGUCUAUCAUACACAGCGAAUGCAGAGAGUUUUCUCGGCCAUGUUCACUCCUGAUAAUAACUAUGUCUUAUCUGGAUCCGAUGAUGGAAAUAUCCGUAUUUGGCGCACCAAUGCAUCAUCUCGAGCCGGCAUUAAAAGCGCCAAACAGCGUCAGAAACUCGAGUACGAUCAGGCGCUUAUCCGCAGGUAUUCACACAUGCCGGAGAUUCGGAGAAUCAAGAACUACCGCCACGUGCCCAAGGCAAUCAAGAAGGCUGGAGAGAUCAAAAAGGAGGAGCUUGCGGCUAUCAGACGGAGAGUGGACAAUGUUCGGAAACACACCAAGAAGGGCAGCAUGCCUCAGCGAGCUGAGCGAGAGAAGGUGGUUUUGGCGACUGAACAAUAG
Messenger RNA from Talaromyces amestolkiae, 1341 nucleotides. RefSeq lists its product as uncharacterized. Gene Ontology annotation, biological process: maturation of SSU-rRNA from tricistronic rRNA transcript (SSU-rRNA, 5.8S rRNA, LSU-rRNA). Lineage: Eukaryota; Fungi; Ascomycota; Eurotiomycetes; Eurotiales; Trichocomaceae. The coding region runs from base 1 to 1341 and encodes 446 amino acids. The record is from RefSeq and is a predicted model, not a curated record. The transcript has 3 exons. Gene Ontology annotation, molecular function: protein binding. Gene Ontology annotation, cellular component: nucleolus; small-subunit processome.